This is a messenger RNA of Dictyostelium purpureum, 1068 nucleotides long. RefSeq lists its product as uncharacterized. The coding region runs from base 39 to 893 and encodes 284 amino acids. The transcript has 2 exons. Lineage: Eukaryota; Evosea; Eumycetozoa; Dictyosteliales; Dictyosteliaceae. The record is from RefSeq and is a predicted model, not a curated record.
AUUUAAAUAUCUUUAUAUAAUAUCUUUGUAAAUUUAAAAUGGAACAAGUAAUGGAAUUUAUAAUUAAAAAUAAAUAUACUCUAGGUAUAGCAUUGGGUGGUAGUUUAUUAUUAGGCUCUUAUUUAACCCCAAAAAAUCAAAUUAAAUAUGAACGUGAUGUUGUAUAUGUAGCAGAUUUUCCAUCAACAAAUACAGAUUUACCAUCUUAUUCACCAUUUGUUUUAAAAGUUAUUGUAUUUUUAGAGUAUAAUAGCAUUCCAUAUCAUGUUGAUAAGAGUGGCAAAUUAGGUCCAAAUCCAAGAGGUAAAAACCCAUUCAUCCGUUAUAAUGAUGAGUUUGUUUACGACUCUCAUUUCAUCAUCGAGUGGUUAAAAACCAAAUUUAAUAUUGUAACCAAUAUGGAAAUUUUAGAUAAUGUUGAAGAGGCAAAAUCCUAUUUAGUAAAAAGAUUUGUUGAUGAGGCUUUUACAAAACUUGUAGCUUAUAACAGAUGGGUAGAUCCAGUUUCAUCAAAAGAGAUUUUACCAAGAAUGUUUAGUGGUAUCGAAAACAAAUUAAUUAGAAAUAUCGUUAUGUAUUUUGUACAAAGAGGCUCAAGAAAAUCUUAUACAGCUCAAGGUGUUGGACUUUAUACCAAGGAUGAAAUUAAUUCAUUUGUAAAGAGUGAUAUUUUGGCUUUGGCAACUCUUUUGGGUGAAAAGAAAUUUUUUUAUGGUGAUAACCUUACCGUUUCCGAUAUAAGUAUUUUCUCAGCAUUGGCUCAAAUUUUAUUUGUUCCAGUCGAAACUCCAUUACGUGAAAUAUUAUUACAAAACCAAAAUCUCGUUGACUAUAUAGAAAAUGUUAAAACUUUAGUCUUCUCUGAUGCUAAAUGGACAUCCUUGUGCAAAUAAUAAAUUAAUUAAUAAUAUAAAAAUCACAAAUAAUUAUUAAUUUAUAAUAAUAUAUUUAUAUUUAUACAAUAACAUUUAAUUAAAAUCCAAUAUAUCUGAACCAUAAAGUGGUUUAACCCUAAAUUUUUUAGAAAAAAAAAAUAAAAUAAAAAAAGAAGAAAUCUCUGAAAUCUGC